GGCCCCACCCCGCUCCCCAGGCAGGCGGCCGGCGGACUUGGCUAUCCAGUCUGCGGCGGCGGACGUGACGCCAGGCCUGGCCACGGGCCGCGCGGGCACCCUGUCAGAGGUGUCCCUUGCUCAGGAAUGGGCCCGUGGGCUGCAGCUGGCAGGAUGAUUCUGCCGGUGGUCCUGAUGCUGUCUGCGGCCGGGAGUGGAGCUUUGGCGAGCACCGAGGAUUCUGAGCCGCCCUCCGUGCCUGUACCGACAAAUGUUCUAAUUAAGUCUUAUAACUUGAACCCUGAGGUAUGCUGGGAAUACCAAAGCAUGUCACGGACUCCUAUUUUUACUGUACAGGUAAAGAUGUAUCCGGGUACCUGGACUGAUGCCUGCACCAACAUUUCUGAUCAUUGUUGUAAUAUCUAUCAACAAAUUACAUAUCCUGAUCUAUCUGCCUGGGCCAGAGUUAAAGCUAAGGUUGGACAAAAAGAAUCUAACUAUGCAUACUCAGAAGAGUUUAUUAUGUGCCGAAAGGGAAAAGUUGGACCACCUGGCCUGGACAUCAGAAGGAAGGAAGACCAGCUCAUUGUCCACAUACUUCACCCUAAGGUCAUUGUAAAUGGAGAAAGUCGGAGAACCAUGUUUGGUGAUGGAAGUACUUGUUACACAUUCGACUAUACUGUAUAUGUAGAACAUAACAGGAGUGGGGAGAUCCUACAAACAGAACAUAAGGUCGAACUAGAAGAUUGUGAUGAAAGUCUGUGUGAGUUAAACAUCUCGGUGUCCACGCUGAACUCCAGGUACUGUGCUGCAGUAGCUGGAAUCUCGUCUUUCUGGCAAGUUAAAACAGAAAAAUCAAAAGACGUGUGUGUCCCCCUUCUCCAUGAGGACAGAGAAGAUUCACUUUGGAUUCUGGUUGUUGCUCUUCUUAUUGGCUUUACAAUACUUAUCCUGGCAUUUGCAUGUUGGUAUAUUAAGAAGAAUCCAUUUAAGAGGAAAAGCAUAAUGCUACCUAAGUCCUUGCUCUCUGUGGUCAGAAGUGCUACAUCAGAGACAAAACCUGAAUCAAAGUAUUCACUUGUCACAUCGUGCCAGCCAGCUGUCCUAGAGAAUGAGACGGUAAUCUGUGAGCACUUUUCUACAGUGAUAGCUUCAGACAACCUAGAACAAGCAGAGCAUGAAGAACUUUCCAAAGAAACAAAGGCUAUGGCUGCUGAAGGAAGCACCUCUGCCAUGACCCCGGACAGCCCUCCAACCCCGAUACAAAGAGGCAGUUUCUCCCUGUUCAGUAGUAACCAGUCAGGCCCGGGUAGCCUUACCACCUAUCACUCCAGAAACGGCUCUGACAGUGGCCUCGUAGGAUCAGGCAGCUCCAUGUCUGACUCUGAAUUCCUCCCAAACAACGACUCGGAAACAAAGAUGGCAGAGCAAGCCCCUGUACCUGUGAGAAAGGCCCCCACUUCCUCUGGUUACGAUAAACCACACAUGCUGGUCGACGUGCUCGUGGAUGGCGGCGGGAAGGAGACUUUGAUUGGGUAUAGACUCACAGGAGAUGCCCAGGAACUGUCCUAGGGCCUCCUGAGGCCAGCCGUUGGUGAAAGAACGGACUUUUUAGGCAGUUUUUCUGCUUUGAUUUCAUGAAAGAAGUUGAACAUUAGCUAAUACUAACCCUAUAGAGUAUCCGAUUUAGAUACAUGAGUAAGGAGCAUGUGGGCACUGUUGGAUCUACUCCGCAAACGCCAGAACUAUCAAAGGAAUGCAUUGUCCUUACUGGCUCCUCCCUGGACGGGCUAGCAGCUGUGGGCUUCCCUCUGCUAGCCUUGCUUCCUGCACCACCUGCUCCUCCAUCCUUACCACCUCACAGGACACGGUGGUGGACUGCUUUGUUCACACACCUUUGUAUUUGUAAGUUCAUGUAUAUAGUAUGUUUACAUGUUUUACUUUGAAGGGAAAGCUGAAACUACUCAAAGCUGGAUGUAAGUUUAUGAUAGAAUUUGAUAGAACACAUGUGGGAGCUUGUACAUGUUUUUUUAUAGAGCAUUACUUAUAUUUUUUAAGUAAAAUAUUUUGAAACCAAA
Messenger RNA from Mastomys coucha (southern multimammate mouse), 2057 nucleotides. RefSeq names its product interferon gamma receptor 1 (gene Ifngr1). Gene Ontology annotation, cellular component: membrane. Gene Ontology annotation, molecular function: cytokine receptor activity; cytokine binding. The transcript is spliced from 7 exons. NCBI's taxonomy places the organism in Eukaryota, Metazoa, Chordata, Mammalia, Rodentia, Muridae. Gene Ontology annotation, biological process: type II interferon-mediated signaling pathway. The record is from RefSeq and is a predicted model, not a curated record. Bases 127 to 1551 code for a protein of 474 amino acids.